This is a messenger RNA of Pseudonaja textilis, 1606 nucleotides long. Lineage: Eukaryota; Metazoa; Chordata; Lepidosauria; Squamata; Elapidae. The record is from RefSeq and is a predicted model, not a curated record.
UUUCAAUUUUAUAGACAAAGAGGAUGGCGAUAAGAGCACUCUGGACAACUGAGGAUAACAAGCAACAUUGAAUAACAAAGCAAGUCAGUCCAGAAAUCAAAAUAUUUUUCAUUUCCUUAAAAGCACCACAGAAUUCUUCACCUUCCUCAAGAGGUAAGAGAGAAAUGGGAGAAGAGGAAGAAGAGAUUUCUACCUGGGAAAAGUAGUGUGUGAAAUCCAAGCAUACGUUACAUGAGAAGUCAAUAGAGAUUAUUUUUCCAUUCAUCAAAAGAGGGAAGUGAAAAAGUCAUUCAGGAGGCAAACGUCAACUGGAAAGCCACGUAGAGCAUACAGUGUUGCAGGCCUCAUUCUGGAAGGAAGAAAAUGACCUGUAAAACAAAACACGUCUAAACAAAGGAUAGGCAAUACUUUUGACCUCCUCAAGAAUAUUAGUUGUGGAAAACCUCCAUAGAUGUGCCAGUUGUGGGAAAGAUACAACUUGCAAAUCAGAGUUGAUUAUGCAUGAGAGGAUCCAGACUGGAGAAAAGCCUUACAUGUAAUCUAAAUGUGGCAAAACCUUUGAUCGGAACAACUUGGUUGUGGUUCUUCGAACGAUCCAUCCAAGAAAAACCCUACAAGUGCUCCCAAUGCGGUAAAUGCUUUAGCGAGCAUGGCCACGUGGAUUCACACCAAGCAGAAACGGUUUGAAUGUCCUGAUUGCGGGAAAAGUUUCCGUCAGAAUUCCAGGCUGGUGACACACCAGAGGACUCACACAGGAGAGAAACCCUUUGAAUGUCUUGAUUGUGGGAAAAGUUUCAGUCAGAGUUCCAAUCUGGUGAAACACCAGAGGACUCAUACAGGAGAGAAACCCUUUAAAUGUCCUGAUUGUGGGAAAAGUUUCAGUUGGAAUUUCAGCCUGGUGACACACCGGAGGACUCACACAGGAGAGAAACCCUUUGAAUGUCCUGAUUGCGGGAAAAGUUACUGUGAUAAUUUCAGCCUGGUGAGACACCAGCGGACUCACACAGGAGAGAAACCCUUUCAGUGUCCUGAUGGCAGGGAAAGUUUCUGUGAUAAUUCCAGCCUUAGCCUGGUGAUACACCAGAGGACUCACACAGGAGAGAAACCCUUUGAAUGUCCUGAUUGCGGGAAAAGUUUCAGUCAGAGUUCCAGCUUGGUGACACACCAGAGGACUCAUACAGGAGAAAAGCCCUUUGAAUGUCCUGACUGUGGGAAAAGUUUCAGUCAGAGUUCCAAUCUGGUGAAACACCAGAUGACUCACACAGGAAAGAAACCCUUUGAAUGUCCUGAUUGUGAGAAAAGUUUCAGCUGGAAUUUUAGCCUGGUGACACACAGGAGGACUCACACAGGAGAGAAACCCUUUGAAUGUCCUGAUUGUGGGAAAAGUUUCUGUGAUAAUUUCAGUCUUGUGAGACACCAGAGAACUCACACAGGAGAGAAACCCUUUCAAUGUCCUGAUUGCGGGAAACGUUUCUAUGAUAAUUUCAGCCUGGUGAAGCACCAGAGGACUCACACAGGAGAGAAACCCUUUGAAUGUCCUGAUUGUCGGAAAACUUUCAGUUGGAAUUCCAGCCUGGUGAUACACCAGAGGACUCACACAGGAGAG